AUGUCGGACCUGUAUAACUGGAAAGCGCAGAACACCCCCUUUUCUGAAAACCCCCAAAGCUUAAUUAAUUUGUUAGAUUCUAUAUUGUUUACUCAUAACCCCACUUGGGAUGAUUGUCAACAGCUAUUACAGGUUUUGUUCACCACUGAAGAAGAGAGAAUCCUGACCAAGGCCAGGAAGAAUGUACCAGGGGACAAUGGACAGCCAACAACGCUACAGAAUCUUAUUGAUGCUGGGUUCCCGUUAUCUCAUCCCGAUUGGGAUUGAGCUUUAAAAGGUAGGGAGCGUCUCCAAAAGUACCGCCAGAUUCUAAUGGCCGGUCUCCGAGCGGCAGCGAGGAAGCCGACUAAUUUGGCCAAGGUAAACUCAGUCAGACAGGAACUGACAGAGAGCCCUGCAGCAUAUCUAGAGAGGUUAAUGGAAGCAUUUAGGCUGUAUACCCCUAUGGACCCACAAGCCGAUGAGAGUAGAGCAGCAGUGGUCCUAUCUUUUGUAAACCAAGCGGCCCCUGAUAUCAGAAGGAACCUUCAGAAGAUAGAUAGAUUAGGUGAGCAGACCCUACAGGACUUAAUGAAAGUAGCUGAAAAGGUAUAUAAUACUAGAGAAACCCCAAAGGAAAGGGAGGAAAGAAUAUGGAGGGAGGAAGGAGAAUUCCAAGCUAAAGAGAAUAAACAAAAUCAGAAGGAGUUAGCAAAGAUUUUCUUUGCUGGAGCUCGGGGAGACAUAGGGAGAGGGAGAGGAAGGAGACCAGACCAACAUGACAGAACAUUGGUGACAGGCGAGGACAGAGACUAGGGGAGAUGGGACUCAGAACCCCUCCCUGAGUCUUGGGUAACCUUGAAGGUGGAGGGGAAGCCAGUAGAGUUCCUGGUAGAUACAGGGGCUCAGUACUCCAUCCUCAAUAAGAAAGAGGGAAAGAUUUCUUCAAAAAAUAGCCUGGUCCAGGGGGCAACAGGGGCAAAGUGGUAUCAUUGGACAACGCAGCGACAAGUGAACCUGGGAACUAAAUGGGUGUCCCAUUUAUUCUUAAUUGUACCUGACUGUCCUGCACCACUGUUAGGAAGAGACUUAUUGUUCAAAGCUCAAGCACAUAUAUUCUUCCAUAAAAAUGGUGUCCAGGUUACUGAUGGGGAAGGCUCUCUGCAGGUUCUAACGAUUGCCUUACACAAUGAAUACUGCUUGUAUAAAGGUGUAGAAGACCAACAUACAGGCUUGACGGAUAUGACUCCGUGGCUGGAGGAGUUUCCCCAAGCCUGGGCAGAGACUGGAGGAAUUGGAUUUGCGACACACCGACCGCCCAUCAUUGUGGACUUAAAACCCUCUGCCAUACCUGUAAGAGUCCGACAGUAUCCCAUGCCCAGGAAAUCCCGGGAAGGCAUACAACCCCAUAUCCAGCGGCGAUUAUGGGAAGGGGUACUAAAGAGGUGCCGGUCUGCAUGGAAUACACCUCUCCUACCAGUAAAGAAACCAGAGGGAGAAUACCGACCGGUGCAGGAUCUGAGAGAGGUAAAUCGCCGGGUUGAAGACAUAUAUCCCACAGUCCCUAACCCUUACAUGCUGCUCAGCAAUAUUCCUCCAGAUCAUGUGUGGUAUACUACCUUGGGCUUGAAGGAUGCUUUCUUUAGCCUGCCCCUAGCCCCGCAGAGUCAAGACAUUUUUGCCUUCAAAUGGUUUGACGAAACGGAUAAAGUCCUCAGCCAGCUGACCUGGACAAGAUUAGUCUAAGGGUUCAAGAACUCACCCACUUUGUUCAACGAGGCCUUGAGUGACGACUUACAUGAGUACCGGGGUCAAAACCCGCACGUAACUUUACUACAAUAUGUGGAUGACUUGUUAAUAGCAGCCCCUGACUGGGCAGGGUGCUUUGAAGCAACCAGGAAACUUCUCACCACUCUAGGAGAACUGGGAUAUUGAGCUAGUGCCAAGAAAGCUCAGAUAGAUAAGCCAGAAGUCACAUACUUGGGGUAUAAGUUGAGAGCUGGGCAGAGGUGGCUCACUGAAGCCGUGAAACAGACUAUCCUACAGAUUCCCUGACCCACAAGCCCGAGGCAGAUAAGAGAAUUUUUAGGAACAGUAGGUUAUUGCAGGCUGUGGAUUUUAGAUUUCACCACAAAAGCGAUGUCACUCUAUGAGCUCAGAAGAGAAGGGUCAGAGUGGAACUGGACCCCAGAGAGGGACUCAGCUUUUAAACAACUUAAGGAAGCACUCCUUAAGGCCCCAGCAUUGACAUUACCUGACCCCACUAAACCAUUUCAUCUGUUUGUCGAUGAGAAAAAAGGAAUAGCCAAGGGGAACAGUGACCUCAUCUGGUUCACAGAUGGAAGCAGUUUCGUACAGGAUGCACUAAGGUAUGCAGGGGCUGUGGUGGUAGACAACCGGGAAGAAAUUAUUUGGGCCGAUGCUUUACUGCCAGGAACUUCCGCUCAGAAAGCUGAACUUACCACCCUGGUGGAAGCAUUGGAAAGGGCGGAGGGGAAGAGGCUAACGGUAUAUACUGACAGCCGGUACGCAUAUGCGGCUCUUCAUAUACAUGGAGCCAUCUACUGGGAGUGUGGGUUCAGAACCACAGAAGGAAGAGAAAUAAAGAACCAGACAGAAAUCCUCCGCUUACUGUCAGCUGUGACCCGGCUGCGAAUGGUAGCGGUGGUUCCCAUCUCGGGACAUCAGAAGGGAUACUCCCCUGAAGCAAGAGGCAACCGAGCAGUGGACCAGGCAACUAAGAGAGCUGCCCUCCAAGCAGUACAAACUUUAGUAACUAACUUACCUUGCCCGCAACUGGAACCCCUGCCCCCUACUCCCAACUACUCUGAACAAGACAUACAGUGGGCUGAAAAAUCACCACAGAUAGAAAAAGAUCAGAAUGGAUGGUAUAUGGACUUAGAGAGAAAACUGAUUCUCCCAGAUGAAUUGGGGUGGCAUCUUCUCACACACCUCCACCAAGUGACUCAUUUAGGGGAAUGGAAAAUGUUGGAGUUACUGGAAAAAGGGCAGGUCCAUAUACACCAUCAGAAGCAAGCGGCUCAGAGUGUGGUAGACCAGUGCCGGGCCUGUCAGGUCAUGAAAAUAGGGAAGAGGAAGAACACACAUGCAGGCCUAGAUACCUCUGCCUUGCAGAUUGGGAGGUUAAAACCUCUCCAUGAAGCUGAUGAGCCUCAAGGGAAAAGAGCUAAAGCUAAUGAGUCUCAUAAGACUCUAUCUAAACAGAUCAAUUCUAAAUCUGCAAAAAUGGAGAUCUGA
Messenger RNA from Orycteropus afer afer, 3237 nucleotides. The record is from RefSeq and is a predicted model, not a curated record. NCBI's taxonomy places the organism in Eukaryota, Metazoa, Chordata, Mammalia, Tubulidentata, Orycteropodidae.